UUCAAUACAGAUUCUAGCUGCUAGCUAAUCAAUUUUAGUUUCCUAUUACUACCACACCCCUACUAGUUUUUCCAAGCAUGGCUUCUGGAAAUAGGAACAACGAUUGGUCUACCGGCCUCUGUGAUUGCACUGAAGAUUGCCGUUCCUGUUGCCUUGCCUGCUGGUGCCCUUGUGUUGCCUUCGGGAGGAUUGCUGAGAUCGUGGAUAGAGGCCAAUCCUCUUGCUGCCAGAUGGGGUGCAUUUUCUGUCUGCUAGGUCUACUCCUGUUGAAUCAUGGGUCCUUGUCAUGGAUUGUUAGCAUGGGCUAUCGCACCAAGAUAAGGCAACAAUACGGUAUUAUGGGAGGCUCAUGCCAUGAUUGUAUCCUUCAUUUCUGUUGCGAGCGUUGCGCCUUGUGCCAAGAGUACCGUGAACUUCAGUUCCAAGGAUAUGAUGUUUCUGCUGGUUGGGAAGGAAAUGCUGGCAAAAAGAUUUCUGGGGUAACUAUGGCUCCAGUUGGAGAAACGAUGACACGUUAGCUCAAAAGAUCUUCUGAAUUAUGGCCUGAACUCAUUUUGCACCUUCAAUUCGAAAACCUUAUCCUGUUAAUUUUUCCAUUUAAUUAUCUAUUUGCAAUAAUCUAGUACCUAAUAAAACUCUUUAUCAACAAGGUGCAAAAUGAGAUUAGUACAACUUUAUUGCCAUAUCAUUCAUCUGAUGUGAUGUAUGUUCAGUUCUUUUUUUUUGGAGUGUAUGAUGUAUGUAGGUUAAAUAUUUUGUUUUGUGAUAAUAAUAAAUCGUACAAUAAUCCCCAAUC
Coffea eugenioides is the source of this 796-nucleotide messenger RNA. Its product is annotated as protein PLANT CADMIUM RESISTANCE 2-like. The record is from RefSeq and is a predicted model, not a curated record. Bases 78 to 518 code for a protein of 146 amino acids. The transcript has 4 exons. NCBI's taxonomy places the organism in Eukaryota, Viridiplantae, Streptophyta, Magnoliopsida, Gentianales, Rubiaceae.